AUGGCUAUAAAUGCAGAAGAGGAGGUUCUGAUUAGCCAGAUGUUUGAAGCCUAUAUCACAGAGUAUCAUCAUGGUGACAUUAUCAAGCUCAUUGCAGCCUACAGUGAUGACAGUCACCAACCUGUUGUUAUCAAUGCGAUGACAUUGUUCGAAGCCAAUAUGGAGAUUGGCGAUUAUUUUAAUGCCUAUCCCAGUGACGUCCUGACAAUAUUUGACAAAGUUUUGCAAAAAACAGCCCGAGAGUUGUCAAAAAAUGCUACUGUUAAGCAUUUGGAUGGACUACGCCCAACAGAGCAAAGAGUGAAAAACACCCUACAUGCACGUAUCACAGGACUACCAGUCUGUCCAGAACUCACCAGGGACACAAUUCCCCGGUCUAGAGAUGUUGGGCAUUUCUUGUCUGUCACUGGGACCGUCAUACGCACCAGUAUUGCCAAGGUCCUUGAAUACGGGCGUGAUUACAUGUGCGCCAAGUGUCGUCACAUUUUCAUGCUGCAGGCAGACUUUGAGCAGUUCUAUUCCUUUGUCCCACCGGUGGUCUGUCCCAAUCCUGAUGGCUGUAAUUCAUGUAAAUUCAGCUGUCUGUCUGGUGGAUCUGAGCCUGCUGCCUGUCGGGAUUACCAGGAGAUCAAAAUACAAGAGCAAGUGCAGAGGUUGUCAAUUGGCAGUAUUCCUCGUUCUAUGGUUGUGGUCCUGGAGGAUGACCUUGUAGACACUUGUAAGUCAGGAGAUGACGUGACUGUUUAUGGAGUGAUGUGCCAACGUUGGAAACCCUUUUAUGAUGGGUCUCGUUGUGAUGUUGAGCUUGUCCUCAAAGCCAACAACAUAGAAGUUAACAAUCAACAGGGUGCUGCCUCUUUACUGACCGAAGAUGUUCAAAAGGAAUUUGAAGAAUUCUGGGAACACUACAAAUAUGAUCCAAUAGCUGGCAGAAACCAGAUCUUGUUGAGUCUUUGCCCUCAAGUUUAUGGCAUGUAUGUAAUUAAACUGGCUGUUGCAAUGGUGUUAGCUGGAGGGGUGCAGAGAAUAGAUUCUUCUGGAACUAGGACCAGAGGUGAAUGUCAUAUGCUGCUUGUUGGAGACCCAGGCACAGGCAAGUCUCAGUUUUUGAAGUAUGCAGCCAAGAUGAUGCCUCGUUCUGUGCUCACAGCUGGAAUCGGUUCAACAAGCGCAGGACUUACGGUCGCAGCAGUGAAGGAUGGAGGUGAUUGGCAUCUGGAAGCAGGCGCCCUGGUACUGUCAGAUGGCGGUUUAUGCUGUAUUGAUGAAUUCAACAGCAUCAAGGAACAUGACCGCAUCAGUAUUCAUGAAGCUAUGGAGCAACAGUCCAUUAGUGUGGCCAAGGCUGGUAUGGUCUGUAAGUUGAAUACUCGUACCACCAUUCUGGCAGCUACCAAUCCAAAAGGCCAGUAUGACCCAAAUGAAUCACUGUCUGUCAACAUAGCACUGGGUAGCCCUUUACUAAGUCGAUUUGACUUGGUUCUGGUUCUGCUGGACAACAGAAAUACAGACUGGGAUCGCAUCAUCUCGUCCUUCAUUUUGGAAGAAAGAGGAUUGCCCUCUGAGAGUGCCACUCUCUGGCCCAUGGAGAAAAUGAAGGCAUAUUUCUGUGUAAUAAAGCGUUUGCAGCCGCAGGUUUCAGCAGAGGCUAAUUCCAUCUUAUCCCGGUACUAUCAGCUGCAAAGGCGAAGUGAAGGCCGCAAUGCAGCACGCACAACCAUCCGGAUGCUGGAAAGUCUGGGCAGACUGGCUGAAGCCCAUGCUAGACUCAUGUACAGAGAGACCGUCACAAUAGAGGAUGCUGUAAUGGCUGUCUCUGUAAUGGAGUGCUCUAUGCAGGGUGGUGGUUUACUUGGAAGUGUGAAUGCAGUGCUGACUUCAUUUCCUGAUGAGCCUGGUCAGCAGUAUCAGACACAGUGUCAGGUACUGUUAGAAGGCCUGAACCUGCCCGUCUUACUCCAGAAGGAGAUGGACAGACUGGCGAGGUAG
Molecule: messenger RNA, 1989 nt
Organism: Nerophis lumbriciformis (worm pipefish)
Lineage: Eukaryota; Metazoa; Chordata; Actinopteri; Syngnathiformes; Syngnathidae
Source: RefSeq, a predicted model, not a curated record